Messenger RNA from Helicoverpa zea (corn earworm), 3341 nucleotides. RefSeq names its product protein unc-45 homolog B (gene unc-45). The record is from RefSeq and is a predicted model, not a curated record. Lineage: Eukaryota; Metazoa; Arthropoda; Insecta; Lepidoptera; Noctuidae. The coding region runs from base 185 to 3010 and encodes 941 amino acids. The transcript has a single exon. Gene Ontology annotation, molecular function: Hsp90 protein binding.
CCAACUUGUCUGGAGUCGUCUUUCUUUCAGCCGACAAUAUGAAGUACAAAAAUAAAUUUCUAUUUUAGUUCAUAUGGGUAUUUGAGAUGAACUUACCAGCAUUUGCUAGAACAAUCUUAAAGCAAGGUAUAAAAGUGUUGCUGAAGUAAUAUUGUGUGAUAAUUUCAACAAAUCUUGUGAAACAAUGGGUGUAUCUGUUGAUGAAGCCGAAACUUACAAGAAUAAAGGUAACGAAGCCUUUAAAGUUGAGAACUAUGAAGAAGCGAUCACCCUAUACAGCAAGGCUGUCGACCUCGCCGAGAAAGACAGCCGCAACUUAUCAACUUACCUCAAGAACCGCGCCGCCGCUUAUCUGAAGAUUAAAGACUAUGACAAAGUAAUCAAAGACUGCGAUGAAGCCUUACGAAUAGUUCCGGAAGAUCCAAAAGCCUUAUUUCGACGGUCUCAAGCAUUGGAAUGUUUGGAAAGGUUUGAAGAAGCAUACCGCGAUGCUAAAACAAUAUUCACUGUAGAUCCUUCCAACAAAGCUGUGCAACCGGUGUUAACUCGAUUAUACGCCGUCGUACAGGAGAGAGCCAGGCAAAAUGCGCAGACUAGUAAUAAAGUGGAGCAGAUGUUCAAACUUGCCUUUAACUUAAAUGAAGAUUUAGAAAAACGUGAAAAGGCUAUGUCUAACCUGAUGGUGCUUGCUAAGGAAAAUGCUGGUGCCGAGAUAAUGUUAAAAAAUGGUGUAGUUCAUAAAAUACAACAGUUGCUUAAAGUUGAGAAACAUUCUGAUAUAUAUGUUAAUGCGAUAAGAGUUAUAAGCCAUCUUUGUAAGAGAAGCGUUGAAAGAACGAGAGCAGUGAUCAAGAUUGUUGGUAUUCCUUGGUUGCUAGAAGUCAUUGAUAGUGACAAUGAAGAAAGAGUCAAUGCAGCACAAUACUGUCUUCAAAUUGUGUUGAAUACCUUUUCUGGAAUGGAUAACAAAAAGGAUUCUAAACCAGACCCUAAACUCUGUGAAGAAUAUAAAAGUGAAAUAGAUACUCUACUUACUUGCAUUACUUACUCAAUAACAAACAGAGUCAUCACUGGACUUGCCAGAGAUGCAAUUAUUGAAUUAAUCAUGAGAAACUGCCAUUUCAGUGCAAUCAACUGGGCGGAAAGGUUUGUAGAAAUUAAGGGAUUGCAGAGGUUGCUUGAGGUUUGCAGUGAGUUGGAAGAGUACAAAUAUGAAUCAGCUUUAAACAUCACUCCUUCAUCUAGCACUAUAGCUGCUGCAUGCCUGUCAAGAAUUUAUGAAAAUAUGUAUUAUGAUGAAGCAAGAGAAAAAUUCAAUAAUCAAGUUGAUGACUUUGUAAAAGACAAGCUCAUGUCACCUGACUUGGAAUCUAAGGUUCGAGUAACUGUUGCCAUCACCUCUUUACUUAGAGGUCCUCUUGAUGUUGGCAACUAUGUUAUAUCAAAAGAAGGUAUUAUUGAGAUGAUCUUGGUCAUGGCUCAGACUGAAGACCCCCUUCAACAAAAAGUAGCUUGCGAAUGCUUGGUGGCUGCUGCUUCUAAAAAAGAUAAAGCUAGGACUAUAAUAGACAAAGGAGUUGAUAUUUUGAAAAAACUGUAUCAGAGCAAAAAUGAUGCUGUCAGAGUAAGGGCAUUAGUAGGCCUGUGCAAGGUUGGCAGCUUUGGAGGUGAUGAUGCUUCUGUGCGCCCCUUUGCGGAUGGUUCAACCAAAAAGUUAGCAGAAGCUUGCAGAAAAUUCCUAAUUAACCCUGCUAAAGAAAAUGAUGUUAGAAAGUGGGCAGCUGAAGGGCUCUCAUAUCUAACUUUAGAUGCUGAUGUAAAAGAAAAACUUGUUGAAGACAAAGCUGCCCUCCAAGCUCUCAUUGAAUUAGCAAAAAGUGGUGACCAGUCUUGUCUUUAUGGUGUAGUUACUACUUUAGUGAAUUUAUGUAAUGCAUAUGAAAAGCAGGAGGUUAUGCCAGAGAUGUUGGAACUUGCAAAGUUUGCCAAGCAUCAUAUACCAGAAACACAUGAACUGGAUGAUCCAGAUUUCGUCAGCAAGAGGAUAACGGUAUUAGCCAAAGCUGGUGUAACUUCAGGCUUGGUUGCACUAGCCAAAACUGAGAGUCAUAAUUCAAGAGAAUUAAUUGCAAGAGUAUUUAAUGCCAUUUGUGGUUUACCAGAACUUAGAGGAAUAGUUGUACAGCAAGGUGGAGCUAAAGUGUUGUUACCUAUGACAUUAGAGGGCACUCAGAAUGGCAAGAAACAAGCAGCACAGGCAUUGGCACGUAUUGGAAUCACUAUUAAUCCAGAAGUAGCUUUCCCUGGCCAACGUAAUUUGGAAGUUGUAAGGCCUCUUGUGGCAUUGCUGCAUCCUGACUGCUCUGCUUUGGAGAACUUUGAGGCCAUGAUGGCACUUUGCAAUUUAGCUGGAAUGAAUGAAUCUACCAGAAACAGAAUACUUAAAGAGGGAGGACUUGCUAAAAUUGAACAUUAUUUGUAUGAAGAUCAUGAAAUGUUGUUAAGAGCUGCCACACAAUGUAUUUGUAAUCUAGUUCAAUCUGAAGAUGUUAUUAAAACUUAUGAAGGAAACAAUGACAAAACAAAAUUCCUGUAUCUAUUGUGCCAAGAAGAAGAUGUGGACACUGUAAUGGCUGCUGCAGGUGCCUUGUGCAUAUUAACUUCUAUGAGCAAAAUUUGCUGCAGAAAAUUAUUAGAUGUUCAAGUUUGGCCAGAAACAUUGAGAUGCUUAUUAGCUAAUCCAAAUAAAGAAAUUCAAUACAGAGGUACAUACAUGCUCUAUAACAUAAUAUCUGGUGACAAAGAUAUUGCAGCAAAGGUUUUUGAAACUGACAUAAUGGAAAUAUUAAUGGCUCUGACAAAAUUAGAUGAUCCAGAAGCAAAGAGGACAAUUGAAAAUGCUCAGAAAUGUCUUAAUGCAGCUGAGGAAAUGGGUGUUAUUAGAAAACCUGAAGAUGGACCCAUGCUGGAUCCGUUUAAAGAAGCAGAGGAAAAUGAGGAAGAAACAUAAUAGAAAAUAAAGAUAGAUUAAGACCUUUAUUAUCAGCCAUUAUUUACUGAAGUUUAUUUAUUAGUCAUGUUAUUCUGAUAUUUUUUUUAAAAGUUCAGUUGUAUGAACAUGAGCGAACAUCUAAAACGCUCAUUUAUGGACUAUUUUAGGUAGUCUAUCAACUUUUUUUAUUCAUGUUCAUAGUCUUAUGUACUAAUAAAUUAGUUGUACUUAUCUAACAAAAAACCUAGAAUAAUAAAUAUUUAAUUUUGAUUGUUUGUACUUUUUUUAUAAUUUUUGUUAAUCAUUAGCAAUAAAUAAUUAUAAAUAUUAAAAAUAUAUAUUAAAGUUA